Rotaria socialis is the source of this 1653-nucleotide messenger RNA. The record is from the annotation of a GenBank genome assembly. Lineage: Eukaryota; Metazoa; Rotifera; Eurotatoria; Philodinida; Philodinidae.
AUGACCGAUGUUGGCGAUAACGAAAGAACGGAAAGUAAAAGAAGACUUAUUGAAAGCGUAUAUCCAUCACAUGAUAUUUUCAAAGAAAAAGGUGGAAUUACAAGUUUACAAUUCCAUGAAGAUGAUGAUGGUCAGAAAUCACACAACGGUUUACCAGACACGCUAUCUGAAAUGUCGCCAUUCAAGCCGUUCCGAACAAAUUACAAAUGUUCAGUUUGUUUUAUACUUAGUUUUCUGGGUUUAAUUUUGGGAAUUAUUUUACUGGUCCUACUUGAUCCAUUAGUGAAUAAUAUACUUGCACACAAAAUGGCUAUUGUUCAAAAUCGAGAAGGCCGUAGAUUUUGGCAAAAUCCACCAGCUACUAUACAUCGAAAAAUGUAUAUAUGGCAUUGUACCAACCCUAUUGCAGUACAAAAUGGUGCCAUACCAGAGUUAGUUGAACGUGGACCCUAUGUUUAUCGAGAAGAAUGGAAUCGAUCAAGUAUUACUUAUAGUGAUGGUUUCGACAGACUUUCUUACAUUCCAAGUACGACACUUUAUUUUGAUCGAAAUCAAUCAAUUGGUCCCGAUGAUGAAUAUGUCUCUGUUAUCAAUGUACCAUUAAUGGCUAUGGCUUAUGAAGUGCAAUUUUAUAGUAAAGAGAUGCAAGAAGGUAUUAAUUUUUUUAUUGAACUACUAGAAACACAACUAUUUGUUAAUGUUACCGUAAAACAAUUAAUGGAAGGUUAUACAGAUCCAUUAAUUGAAACAGCUAGUAAAGUGAAACCUGGUGUAUUAAAAGACGAUAAAUUUGGAAUAUUACAAGCUAGAAAUACUUCCUAUUAUCAAAAUUUUACUAUUCAGACUGGAAUUAAUGAUAUAACUCAAGUAGCAAAAAUUAUUACAUUCAAUGGUGUUAGUACGUUAAAUUAUUGGUCUACACCUCAAGCAAAUAUGCUGAAUGGAACAGAUGGAUCUUUAUUUCCACCAAAUUUAAAAAAGGAUAAAAAGGUUUAUUCAUAUAGUGCUGAUAUGUGUCGCUCAUAUUAUUUAUCAUUUUUACGAGAAAGAAAAGAUGGUUAUGUUACCUUAUACGAUUACCAUUUGUCUGCCGAUGUAUUUAACAUGUCUCGAGAAGAAAAUCGUGGUUUUUGUGGUCAUGGCCCUUGUUUAGGCGAUGGUGUAUUGAAUAUUAGUACUUGCUACUUAGGAGUAUGGGGUUUCAUUUCUUCACCUCAUUUUUUUCAAGCAGAUGAAAAAUUCCGACAAGAUGUUCAUGGCAUGCAACCAAAUAAAAAUAAACAUGCAUUCAUCAUGAGUUUUGAUCCGGUAACUAGUGUUCCCUUUGAUGUUAAUGUUCGAUUACAAUUGAGUUUUUAUAUGCCAAAUAUAAAAAAACUUCAUUUAUUAAAAUCAGUCAAGCCAAUUAUAAUGCCAAUUGUAUGGUUUGAUGAUGAAGCCAGGCUGACACCAAAAAUUCAUCGUUUAUUAUCAAUAAUAUUAGUAUCAUUGGAUGUUGCGUCUUAUAUAAAAUUUAUUUUACCAUCGCUUAGUCUUUUACUUGUUACGUUAACUUCCUUGUAUAUAUUUUUUCAAUGGCGACGAAGUCAACGUGAAGUCUUGAACUCAAAAGUACUACUAGUUAAUAGAGUUAAUGAAAAUGAAGACGUCUAG